Neodiprion virginianus is the source of this 3290-nucleotide messenger RNA. RefSeq names its product genetic suppressor element 1. The record is from RefSeq and is a predicted model, not a curated record. The transcript has 9 exons. The coding region runs from base 316 to 1665 and encodes 449 amino acids. Lineage: Eukaryota; Metazoa; Arthropoda; Insecta; Hymenoptera; Diprionidae.
CACCACGCCGGCACAAGUUAACCGCGUAUUACGCGACUGCAGUAAAAUAUCCACACGAAGCUCGUGCGGUGUGCAGCAGUGCUAGCUUUGCUACCCUGAAAGAGGCGGCCCCCGAUGCGGACAUUCGAAAGCUCGGUCCCAGUGACGUUUCGCUACAAUGUAAAAUGUCCUGCCGACGGUCAGCUCCUGCUUCUUCUUCUUCUUCUUCUUCUUCUACUUCUUCCUGUUCUUCGCCCCCGACGAGCUUUCGACACCAACGUGCACGUCCUCUUGUCUGACAACUUGUAGAAAGUGAAGUGAAGAAGGAAGGACGAAAUGCCGGCGGAGGGGGCCGUCGUCCAAGUGCCGGCCGAGGGUGCCGUAGCACACCCCGAUGACUCGGACGAACCUCCGGAGGAUCUGAGAGCCCGGGCGGCGGGGGCAGCCGGUGGGACGGGGGGGCGUGCCGGCAUCAUGAAGCCGUUGGUGGUCCUCGCUCUGCCAGGGAUGUACCUCUUCUACAAGUACAGCCAGUACAGGCGGGAGCAGCGCGAGCUUUCGAGACGACGGGUGACGGAGCGGGAGCUGCAGCACCUCCACCAUAAAAUCGACAAGCUCUUGACGAAACUGGAAGAAAACGAGCCCGAGUUGGCCUCCUCCCAAGAAGACGAGUGCGUCAUUUGUGUGAAUGCGAGAGCAUCGAUGCAGACGGCGCCGUGUGGCCACCGGGUUGUCUGCAGACGGUGUUUCGUCAAGACAAUACAGAUGGCCGUAUCGCAACGACUGUUACCCCUGAGGUGUGUGAUAUGCAGAGCAAAGAUUCUCCGGUUGAAACAAACCCUCAUCCCUCGAGACUAUUCGAUGUCUGGAAAAUCCUGGGUCCUGCCGCAAAGCGCCUCGGCUUACAGUAUGGGGGCUUCCGUGGCAGGAAGCGGUGCUCCAGGACCCGGUGGCCGAUGGGGUCCUAGCAGCGUGCCUCCGUCGGCGUCGCUCUACUCGAUGAGCAGUGGUUCUUCCUCUUUGUCAGGGGUGUCUUCCGUAUCUUCAGCCACUUCCGCUUCUACCAGUAGUUCUGGGAUUUCAACCGGCAAACCGAACAGGCUUAGACAGCCAACGGGAGCAACGCUUCGCCGCUCGCAGACCCAAUCGAUGAAACUUCGAAUCCAGGAAUAUCAAGACCCUAUACAGCAGGUCCCCGAGGAGGAGGAAAUAAUAAGGGAAAAUCGAGAACGCCGGUUGCCCCCGAUAAAGGAAUUUCAGAGAGACUAUCGUGCUGGAAAAGCGUCCACCAGAAUACGGUGCGCCCAGAAGAUCGUGACGCAGCUGGAAGCUUCGCCGUCGCCACGAAACGCGACAAAUGUUGGAACACCGGUGAUAACGCCACGCGAAGUGACGCCAUCGGGGUCGACAAGAUCGUCAACAAAAUCGGUAAAGAAGUCACCGACCAUGCCAAAAACGCCGAUGACCGUUGCCCAGGAGGUUCAAAAAACCAAGAAGGAAAAGGAACGGGAAAAGGAGCGAGAAAAGGCGGAAAAGGCCCGGCAGAAGGAGGAGGAGAAGGCGGAAAAGGCGCGGCAAAAAGAGGCGAAGAAAAUUGCGAAGGAGGAGAAAAAGAGGGCGAAGAAAGAGGCCAAGGCUAGGCGGAAGGAGACCGAGGAGGCUCUGCUCAGAGAAGAAAUUAAGUAGCCGUCGCCCCUGCAGGUACAAAUUAAACGUAUAGUUCGCGAAUCAUGGCCUACGGGCUAUGGUAAAAACGAUAGUAUAACAGUACCUACGAAUGUGCACGUAACUAUAAUUAAAACCACGCGGGUGAAUGAAAAAUCAAGAAUUUCUCCCAUCUCGCGUGCAUUUCAAUUCAUCUAUGUACAAAAUGAGAAACGCAGUCGGUAUUUGGGGAUGUUUUUUGCGAGAUAGACCGAGAAUCUCCGUAACAAAGGUAGAGUAAUGUAACGAGUGCAGAAAAUCCGUGACGUAUUUCGGAAAAUCACUGCCAAUAUUCGUUGCGUCUUGACUGUGUCGCCUUGUCCGUGUGUUGGACCGAUUUCGAUAACGAUGCAUAACGCGAGAGGGGGGAUCGAUGAAAGAUUGUAAUCAACGACCGGGUUUGCUAUACGUAAUAUAUAAGUGAAUCAAAAUAAGAAUAAAUAUACAUACAUGGAUAUUACACAGUCAUAUCUAUGUAUGUAUAUGAAUAAUUGAUAGAAGCGGCCAAAAACAGUUAAACCCGUCGUGUGUCGAGUUACAGUGAAUCUGAGUUACGUCGUUAGUUAGACAGAUUAUAGUAGAGUAUUAGAAUCAACUAAUCGUAUCCAUGUGAUAGAUAAUUGUCGACACGUUAAUGAUUACUUGCGACUUACGAGUUGUGCAAGCGGAUGCGAUAAAAUCGAAUCGCGGUACGGAUCUGUUGUAAUCGUGUUGUUUACUUCGCAUGUACGAAUAUUGGAAUUCACCAAACGGUAUUUGAAAUAACGUCAGCAAUUCGGGAGUUCGGAAAUUGAUCGGUAAAUUCACACGAUUACAAAAAUAGUAAAUUACUACUCUACGAAGGGUGAAAAAAAAAAAAAAUUAUGUAAAUUUCAAAACAUGGAACAUAUCGUGCUUUUGUUGUGGAUCGAUCGUGCGGUGUAAGAGUCUCGUUGUAAAUAAAAUUUUUAAUCAAAUUUCUACGAGUAUCCCUCGAACUUCACUCGUAAUAAUGUACAACCGAUGUGUAAACGUGUCAAUUUUCCCAUCUUCCGCACCUGCUGCGGUACGAGUACAGAAAAAAAAAUUCCAUCUUGCAGUAAUUUCAUCGCCAGACAGUGUUGUUAAAUUUAAUAAUUAUUCAAACUAUCAUAUUACCAAUUAUUUUCCUUCUUUUCGCUAUGAGAUUCGCAAAACGAGACGUUUACGAAAUGUUUGUAACCCUGAUUAAAUGAAAUUCACUGAUUGAGGGAAGAAAAAAACCUUCUGCGUUUGUAAAUUAAUAAAUAUUGAAGUUAAAUUCAUUUGAUAAUUAUCCGAUAAACAGUUUCAUGAUACGCAGUGAAUAGAAAAAUCUAUAAUCCACGGUAAUACGUAUACGCACCCUUUUACAGGGCCGAAUCAAUUUACGUAUAUAAUUCCGUGUAAUACUUGACAGUAUUUGAAGUAUAUAGCAUGUUCGUGUAGAAACAGCAAGCAGAAAAGUAACUUGCCGAGUUGAUUCGUUCUUAAAUAUAUAAUCAUACACAUUCACAUGUAGGUAAUAUAUUACAUGAUAUAUAAUACGUAUACGUUAAUAUUGGAAAAUUUGUGGGAUAUUAUAGUUGUAAAAAAAUCGCAACGGAAUA